Molecule: messenger RNA, 3938 nt
Organism: Diorhabda carinulata
Lineage: Eukaryota; Metazoa; Arthropoda; Insecta; Coleoptera; Chrysomelidae
Gene: Rop
Product: protein ROP
Exons: 10
Coding region: 186-1967 (593 amino acids)
Biological process (GO): vesicle-mediated transport; intracellular protein transport; neurotransmitter secretion
Cellular component (GO): secretory granule; plasma membrane
Molecular function (GO): syntaxin binding
Source: RefSeq, a predicted model, not a curated record
ACCGCAGUAGAUUGACAGAAAAGAGAGAUGUAACAAUUUUCAAUCAAGAUAUUAUAAAUUGAGUUUGCGCAUUAAUAAAUAUCAUUACCUAUGACAAAUAGUCAUUUAUGUUAUUGUUGGUAUUAAAAGUGUUUCCAUAUAUUUAUAUAAAUUAAUUACUGAAGAAUUGAAUUAUAUAACUCGAAAUGGCUCUAAAAGCUUUAGUGGGACAAAAGAUAAUGAAUGAGGUGAUUAAGUAUAAGGCAAUCAAAAAGAACGGUCCUGCUACUGUUCAACAGCCUCACGGAGUCGAGUGGAGAAUACUCGUCGUGGAUCAACUCGCGAUGAGAAUGGUUUCUGCUUGUUGUAAAAUGCAUGAUAUUUCUGCGGAAGGAAUAACAUUGGUAGAAGAUAUAAUGAAAAAAAGAGAACCGCUUAUGACUAUGGAAGCCGUGUAUUUGAUCACCCCUUCGGAGAAGUCUAUUCAUGCCCUCAUGAACGAUUUCGAACCUCCUAGACAGAUGUACAAGGCGGCACACGUAUUUUUCACUGAAGUUUGUCCUGAAGAGCUGUUCAAUGAGCUGUGCAAGUCAUGUGCAGCUAGGAAAAUUAAAACUCUGAAGGAAAUCAACAUUGCCUUUUUGCCGUAUGAGUCUCAGGUAUUUUCACUAGAUUCCCCAGACACCUUUCAAUGCAGUUAUGAUCCGACAUUCGCCGCUGCUAGAAACGCCAAUAUGGAAAGAAUGGCGGAACAAAUCGCAACUUUAUGUGCAACAUUGGGAGAGUACCCCCACGUUAGAUACAGAAGUGAUUGGGAGAGGAACGUUGAGUUGGCUCAAUUGAUUCAACAGAAAUUGGACGCUUACAAAGCCGACGAACCGACGAUGGGCGAAGGGCCGGAAAAGGCGAGGUCCCAACUGCUGAUUCUCGAUCGUGGUUUUGACUGCGUGUCCCCUUUACUUCACGAACUCACUUUUCAAGCCAUGGCCUACGAUCUUUUGUCCAUAGAAAAUGACGUGUACAAAUACGAAGCAUCGGCUGGGGUGUUGAAAGAAGUUCUGUUGGACGAAAACGACGAACUUUGGGUGGAAUUACGUCAUCAACACAUCGCCGUCGUGUCCCAAAACGUUACGAAGAAUCUGAAGAAGUUCACAGAUUCGAAACGUAUGACUCAAAGCGAUAAACAAUCGUUGAAAGAUUUAUCCGCCAUGAUUAAAAAGAUGCCGCAAUAUCAGAAAGAAUUGUCCAAGUACUCCACUCACUUACAUCUGGCCGAAGACUGCAUGAAAUCCUACCAAGGAUACGUCGAUAAACUUUGCAAAGUCGAACAGGACUUGGCUAUGGGUACAGACGCAGAAGGUGAAAAAAUAAAAGAUCAUAUGCGUAACAUCGUUCCGAUCCUGUUGGAUCCGAAAAUAACGAACGAAUACGAUAAAAUGCGCAUCAUAGCUCUGUACGCCAUGACCAAAAAUGGUAUAACAGAAGAGAAUUUAUCGAAAUUAGCGACCCAUGCACAAAUCAAAGACAAACAAACAAUCGCAAAUCUUCAGUUGCUUGGCGUCAACGUAAUUAACGAUGGUGGACCAAGAAAAAAACAAUACACGGUACCAAGAAAAGAAAGAAUUACCGAACAAACGUACCAAAUGUCGCGAUGGACACCAGUGGUUAAAGAUAUCAUGGAGGAUUGUAUUGAAGACAAAUUAGAUCAAAAGCAUUUCCCUUAUUUGAGCGGCAGGGCACAAUCUACAGGAUAUCAACCAGCUCCUUCGAGCGCCCGAUAUGGACAAUGGCAUGAAAAAAGGGGACAACAAGCCGUUAAAAACGUUCCUCGUAUUAUAGUAUUCGUCGUUGGAGGUAUAUGUUUUUCUGAGAUUCGAUGCGCUUACGAAGUAACAGCCGCUCAGAAAAAUUGGGAAGUAAUCAUCGGUUCGUCACACAUACUCACCCCCGAACAUUUCCUUAGCAAUCUAGGCUCGUUGGCCGGCUAGAAUCAGAUGAAAAAAGUCACUUUCAAUAUACCAGAAUGAAUGUAUUGUUCCGUUAGUUGCAGAAAUGUUUUCCGGUACGUAACAAUCGCAAUUUUUUUUAUAUAAAGUUAGUUUCCUUCUCAAUUUUUGAAUUUGUUAUCAAAAAUUUGUCGAAAUAUUGUUUUUUUUCUUUAAUUUUAUAUAUUUUUGUUGCUUUCUUUUCUGGUUGGUUUUAAAACUAUUUUUCAAUUUAGUAGCAAAAAUAAUGUAUGUCGGAUAUGAUGGUUAAGAUUUCAUAGAUUUACUGAGAAAUGUACAUUUCUGUGGUUGAUUUAGAAAAUUUUAACAGACAAAACUUUUUUAUCUUCAAAUUUACUCUGUUAUAACUUGUUAUAUUCAAUCAUUUGAAGAAAUUUGCUAAAAACUGCAAAAAUUUUGAAUGGUCAACACUUUAAUUCACAUCUUGAAUUAGACUGACGUUUUAUUUACCUUAUUGAUAAAAUUGUACUUAUUCUUUUUGUUCUUUAUCAAAAACUGAAAAAAAAACUUCAUCAAUGUAUUGGAAACAACCACGGUAAAAGAAAUUAUAUCCCAUAUUGAUUUACUCACCACAUAAAUACGUAUCUCUACUCGCUAAUUGUAUUUUUCUUGUCCUUUUAACUAUUUAAAUAAUGUUUAUACUUAAUUUUAAACAUUUAUUUACACAUUCCGUUCAAGUGGUAUAAAAAUUAAUGCCGAUUGAUCUAAACUGUUUGAGAUCAUUUGUAUCUCAUAUAAAAAGGUUCUAUGUGUCCCUUUUCUUGUCCACAGCACUAAUGAUGCUUAAAGAUCUCUUAAUCCCAUUCCUUUAGAAAAUUUUGAAUGUGGGAUGGCUCUAGCUCCAACAAAAUUGAUGCCGAUUGAUCUAAUUAGAUUGUGAUCGUGUGUAUGUCAUAUACAAAGGUUCUAUGUGUCCCCUUUUCUUGCUGCAACCCUAGGGAUGCUUAAAGAACUCUUAACCUCAUUCCUUCAGAAAGUUUUGGAUGCGGAAGGGAUCUAGCUGCAAAACAAUCAAUGCUGAUUGAUCUAUUUUGAUUUAGAUCAAGUGUAUGUCACAUAAAAAGGUUCUUUAUGCCCCAUUUUCUUGCUACGGCACUAGAAAUGAUUAAAGAUCUGUUAAUCCCACCUCUUUUAGAAAGAUUAGGAUGCGGGAUGUUUGAGAUCAUUUGUAUGUCAUAUACAAAGGUUUGAUGUGCCCCCUUUUCUUGCUACGGCAUUAGGUUUGGGAUGCAGAAUGGCUUUAGCCGCCAAAUGUCUUCUACAGAUGCUCUCAUAUAUAAUUCUCUGGAGUUAUGUAUUGAGAAAAAGUGGAGAGGUUCUGUCCUCUACUUAUCAGAAUCUGCAUGUUGCUGGAUUCAAUAGAGGUUUGAGUUCAUACGAAACGGAUAGAUUAUGGAUGAUAAGCAACAAUUUUUAUGUUAUUCCAAAGAAAAGUUGUAAAAAAUGUUUUCUUUCUCUGUAUCUAUUUGAAAUUUUGAAAUUGAUGGAAAAAAUAUACAAUUGUCUUCUAAAACAGAUAUAAGUUCAAAAUAAUUAACUAGUCUAAUCGUGAUUGAAAUAAAAAUAAUUAUUUUGAAAUAGUUUUAUGGUGAUCGAUUAAUAUAUUAUUAUGUAGAAUAGAGUAUUAAAAAAAUAUGAGUAAAUAUAUUUAAAAAUAAAAAUUUUACUGAAAAAAAUAAUCACAGCUUUGUAUCGAUGUUUAGAAAACUUGUAUUAUAUUCUUAGUAUUCUAUCCUGAACUAUUUUUUAUAUAUAGUGUAUAAUGAAAUUUCAAUAUAGAAAAAAGUUUGUCAGAGUCGCGUUUUCCACCUUCAAGAUAAAUGUAAAGCUUUCUGUUACUUUAAUUUAUAUUCGUUACAAUUACAUCUAGAUAUAUAUCAAAAAGUUUUAUUAAUUUGAAAUGUAUAUGAUGUCAAUUGAAAAAAAUGUUAAAUAAACAUUAGUAAAACAGCA